Camarhynchus parvulus is the source of this 1652-nucleotide messenger RNA. It is a transcript of the gene CD5, whose product is annotated as CD5 molecule. The record is from RefSeq and is a predicted model, not a curated record. Gene Ontology annotation, biological process: T cell costimulation. Lineage: Eukaryota; Metazoa; Chordata; Aves; Passeriformes; Thraupidae. Gene Ontology annotation, cellular component: plasma membrane.
AUGGCAACCCGGCUGCCCAUCCUGUGCCUCCUGCUAGGAAUGUGGGCCAUCCCGGACCAUGGAGGAGCCACCCAGAUCCAUGGAGGUGAGAUUGGGAGCAGCCCUUUGGGAAUGCCUCCACAGCUCCGUGAGCAUGAAUCCAUCCUGAGACUCACCAGAGGCGGCUGCCGCUGCACUGGGAUACUGGAGGUGAAGAGGGAAAACCAAUGGAGGCCGAUUUGCUGGGAGAGCGUGAGCGUGGGAGACCUGGAGUGGAUCUGCCAGCAGCUGGAGUGUGGUCCCCCGACCUCUGAGCCCUUGAAGCUCAUGAUUCCCGGUGGGAAAGGGCCACAGAGUCAGGCCAGGAGGUGCAGUUCCCCGCUCGAGUGCCAAUGGGAGCUGGAAAACUGCACGGAGCACGUCAUUGUUGCCUGUGGAGAGCCAGUGAAAACCACUCCCAAGCCCCCACCGGCACCCCCAACCACCACCCCGGAGCCCACGGGACCCCCCAGGCUGCGGCUGGUGGACGGGAAUUUCAGCUGCUCCGGCUUCCUGGAGCUGCACAAGCAGGGGCUGUGGGGGGCCGUGGCGAGCAUUCCACACUCCUGGACACAUCUGGUCACCCUCAUCUGCCAGGAAUUGCGCUGUGGCACUGCUGGGAGCAGCCACGGCGAGCCGGACCCAGGGAUCCACCUGCCGGUGCGGUGGGAGGCGGUGGAAUCCUGCGGGAGCCGUUCCCUGCUGGACUGCUUCAACAGGAGCAGCUCCCGGGGGAAGAGGCCCGCCUUCAUCACCUGCUCAGAUUCCCAGCCGCGGGCCCUGCGGAGGCUGGCAGCCGGCCCCACGCCGUGCGAAGGGGACAUCCAGGUGUUCCAUGCGGGACAGUGGUGGGAUCUGUGUGAAUCCAGAGCAGCACAGCGAGACAGGCAUGGCCAGCAGAUCUGCCGGGAGCUGGGCUGUGGGAAUCUCACCUCCAGCAUGGAAAUCCGGGAGCCUCCCUCGAUGGGAGUCACCUGUGGGAUUGAACCCCUGCACCUCUGCCAGCCCAAACCUGGGAAUAUCCGGAGCUGCUCCCGGACCAGAGUUGUGUGCCAGGACUCAAAGCCGCUUCCCACGGGAACAUCUGCUGGAACCGUCGUGAGCAUCUGCCUGGCCCUGCUGCUUUUCCUCAUCCUUUCCCUGAUCUGUGGCCCUCCUGCCUAUCGGAAGCUGAUGAAGAGAAUUUCCAAGAAGAAGCAGCGCCAGUGGAUCGGCCCCACGGGACUCAACCAGACGGUGUCUUUCCACCGCUCCAGCACCGCUCCGAGGCCUCGGGGACAGGGAGGGGACAAUGACUACGCUCAGGCCCCCAAAAAGAGCUCCCAGCUCUCCGCUUACCCAGCUCUGGAAGCAGCAUGCCGGCGUUCCAACCCUCCGGAUAACUCCUCAGACAGUGACUAUGACCUGCACUCUGCCCGCAGAGUGUGAUUCCCUGCUUCCCAAAGGAGCUGAUCCCACCUCUCACCUCAGCCUUGGGGGCAUCCCAGCAUUCCAGCACCUUUCCAGGAGCACUUCCCAGCCUCCUUAUGGGAGAAAAGGAGGUUUUUGUUUGGGUUUUUUUUUAAGCUAUUUAUAGGAAUUUAAGAGGUAGGGAGUGCAAGGAGCCCUUUGGAAUAGUGGGAUCACCAGCUUCU